Molecule: messenger RNA, 1745 nt
Organism: Talaromyces proteolyticus
Lineage: Eukaryota; Fungi; Ascomycota; Eurotiomycetes; Eurotiales; Trichocomaceae
Product: folylpolyglutamate synthase
Exons: 5
Coding region: 36-1496 (486 amino acids)
Biological process (GO): tetrahydrofolylpolyglutamate biosynthetic process
Cellular component (GO): cytosol; mitochondrion; cytoplasm
Molecular function (GO): ATP binding; tetrahydrofolylpolyglutamate synthase activity
Source: RefSeq, a predicted model, not a curated record
GUACUGAAGCCUACCAAUUUUCAUACACUGUCGUUAUGAAGCGUAACUACGAGAAUGCACUCAAGCUCCUAGAGACGCGAAGACGAAAAGCACGACCGAAAACAGCUGCGAUACUCUCUUCAACGUCUCAGGAUGCAAUCAAUGCUCGCGGUACCCAAACAGUGAGGGGUAUACCCAGUUUGUUCGGCAUGCAGGAGUGGUUGCAGAGAUUAGGACACUCAGACAGGGAUGUUGACAACUUAAAUAUAAUUCAUAUUGCCGGGACGAAAGGGAAAGGCAGUACCUGCGCUUUUACUCGUUCUUUUCUUCGCGCACAUGGGCUAAGAACAGGAUUUCCGAAGCGAAUCGGUUUAUAUACAGGUCCUGAUUUGCAAUGUAUCCGGGAUAGAAUACAGAUUGAUGAUCGACCAAUAUCGGAGGAUCUCUUUACACGAUACUUUUUUGAAGUGUGGGAAAAUAUCAUGUCUCAUGAUGUGGAAAAAAAUACAGAACCUACAAAACAGCCCCGCUACCUACAGUUUCUGGCUUUGUUGGCUUUUCACACGUUUAUCAGGGAAGAUGUUGAUGCAGCAAUAUUUGAGACUCAUCAUGGUGGAGAAUACGACGCCACGAAUGUGAUACGGGCGCCUGUUGUGACUGGGAUCACGUCUCUCGGUAUGGACCACAUUGCGCAGCUAGGUCCUACAAUAGAGAACAUUGCCUGGCAUAAAGCCGGGGUUUUCAAGGCAGGGGCACCUGCACUCUCGGUAGCUCAGGAAGCCGGUCCUGCUGAAGUUUUACGAAAUCGUGCAACGGAAAAGAAGACAAAAUUGACUUUCAUUUCUACUAAUAUGUCUCUUCCUGUGAACCUCAAGGCACUUAGUGUUCCAGUACAGCGGUUAAAUUGCUCUUUGGCCCUUGAACUCACUAAAACGUUUCUGCAACACAGGGCACCUGAGCAUUCAUUAAACUCGAACGACAUUUCCAUGGGAGUCGAAAAUUUCUCAUGGGCUGGGAGAUUCGAGAUUCUACAAGAUGGGGAAUUACUGUGGUUCUUAGAUGGAGCACACAAUACUUUAAGCCUCGAACAAGCAGCGGAAUGGUUUGCGAAGAACACUAACUCUUUAAAAACUCAAAGGUAUCGGGUUCUUAUCUUCAGCCACUUUUCAGAAGGGCGUGAUGGGGUGACUCUUGUGAAAUGUUUGGCGCAUGCUCUUUCGGAGCACGGCGCAAUGCCAGAUCAUGUCAUCUUCACUACGUACCAGGAGAGAGAUGAUGGGUCUACGAGAAUAGAUAAAACCCUUAAAAUACCGGAGACGCCUUUCCCGGACCUUUGCGCUAUAUAUGCUUCACUGUGGAAGGAUAUUGAUCCCCAGGCUGCAGUUUCCACUGAGCCGAGUAUUGAGGGGGCAAUAAAGCUUGCAAAAGGUAUCGGUGUCGAACGAUGUGGAGUCCAAGUAUUUGUGACAGGAAGCUUACACCUGGUUGGAGGAGCACGUAGCAUUCUGCGGCCAUAGAUUUACCAUCCACUCUAUAGUCCAGCGAGGUUUGCAUAUCAAGAGUUCCAAUGCGUACAAAUAUUAACUCCAUAAAUCUUUGUCCGUGGUAGAGCUGUUUAAGGUAUCCAAAAUUGCUUUACCGGUAGAGGCGCGAUAUAUAUGGUAACAUAGUAUACAGGCUUUGUGUACGCAUCCUAUUAUUCUCUAUUUAGCUACAUAUAUAUAAUGAGAGGAAGAAGGUGAAUACGAAUAGUAGCUACAACAGGC